UCCGAGCGGUCCCCUUCUGGCUGUUUGACAAUGGUUUACAUCGCUUUUAGCUGACAUUUAUCCUGACAGUGAGAGAAAACUUGGUGCCUUUCGUGCGUAGAAGACUAUUAUCGGGGUUCCAACAUGGCGGGGCCGCUGCUGGAGUUUGAGACUGAGAUGUUUCUCAGUUUGUUCAGCUGUGACGGGCUGCUAGUGGCGGCGGAGGGGAUGGGGAUAGACCGCGUCCUGCUGCAGUUCAUGCGGGUUUACUCUGAGCAGGGCAGCCUGGUCCUCCUGCUCAACACAACCACACCUGAACAGGAGUAUUUCACGGAGCAGUUGCGGAUGGAGGGUGUGAGCCACCUGCCCAGGACAGUGACCAGCGAUGUCCAGAGCACGGAGCGCUAUAAUGUUUAUACUGAGGGAGGAGUGCUGUUUGUCACCAGCAGGAUCCUGGUGGUCGACUUCCUCACUGACCGCAUCCCCGCUCAUCUCAUAUCAGGCAUCCUGGUGUAUCGUGCCCAUAAAAUCAUUGAGUCGUGUCAGGAGGCUUUCAUCCUUCGUCUGUUCAGGCAGAAGAACAAGACAGGCUUCAUUAAAGCCUUCACUGACAAGGCCACAUCCUUCUCCUCAGGCUUCUGCCAGGUGGAGCGCGUGAUGAGGAACCUCUUUGUUAAGAAGCUCUACCUGUGGCCCAGGUUCCAAGCAUCAGUAAACACAGCACUGGACAGACAUAAGCCAGAGGUGGUGGAGCUUCAUGUGUCAUUGACACCAGCCAUGAGGGCCAUUCAGAGCUCCAUCCUGGACAUUAUGAGCGCCUGUCUGAAGGAGCUGAAACGCUACAACCCCACCCUGGAGGUUGAGGACCUCUCACUGGAGAACACACUAGGAAAUGCUUUUGAAAAGACCAUCCGUCACUACCUGGAUCCACUGUGGCACCAGCUGGGAGCCAAGACCAAGGCUCUGGUCCAGGACCUUAAGGUGCUGAGGGUUCUCCUGCUCUACCUCACCCAGUACGACUGUGUCACCUUCCUCAAUCUGCUCGAGUCUCUGCGCUCCAGCCAAAAAAUCUUUGGGUCCAAUUCAGGGUGGCUGUUCCUGGACUCCAGCACCUCCAUGUUUAUGAACGCCAGGAGUCGAGUGUACUGCAUCAAUGAGAGCAAGAAGAGAGUCAAAUUGGGAGCAGAGGCUGAGAAGCAGAAGUUACCUUCUGCCUCAGAGGUGAAACGUGACCUGGUGCUGGAGAGGAGCCCAAAGUGGGAUGCUCUGACUGAGGUGCUGCAGGAGAUUGAGAGGGAGAACAAGAGCUCUCAGCAUGAACCAGGUCAUGUGCUGAUCUGUGCCAGUGAUGACCGGACUUGUGCCCAGCUGCAGCAGUACAUCAGGCACGGCUCUGAUUGGCUGCUCAACAGACUAUACACUCGCACAAUUGGUAAACAGGACGCCUCUGCAGCCGCUGCAGCUGCUGCAGCCGCUGCCUUUGAAGUUGACUCGAAUAAAAAGGGCAAAGGCUGGCCCAAAAAAGGAGCCAAGGGAAAGGAGCCUGCACAGAGAAAAACGUCCACAAAGAGUAAAAGCAGACCGUCUCUGACCCUGACCCAGAUGGUGGACAAGGAAGUGACAGAGGAAGCAGCAGUGAUGGGCAGCAGCAUAGACGAGCUGUUGAAGAACGAAGGCGAGGAAGAACAACUGAAUCUAGAUUUGUCAUCCGAUGCUUACUACGGUGUCCUGAAGGAGCCGCUGACUGUCAUCCACCCACUGAAAGGCUGCACUGACCCCCACAGCUUGACGCGCGUGCUUCACGAGGUGGAACCCAGUUUUGUGGUGCUGUACGAUGCUGAAGUGAGUUUUGUUCGGCAGCUGGAGAUCUACAAAGCUAGCCGACCUGGAAAGCCACUUAGGGUGUAUUUCCUCAUCUAUGGAGGCUCAACAGAAGAACAGAAGUACCUGACGACACUGUCUAAGGAAAAGAAGGCCUUUGAACACUUAAUCAGAGAAAAAGCUACUAUGGUCAUCCCAGAGGAGAGGGAGGGACGAGAAGACACCAACCUGGACCUUGCUAGAAAUUUAGAGCCUGCAAAUGCCACCACCAACACGCACAAAGCAGGAGGCCAGGAGCAGCCCAAAGAGCCCUCACGAGUCAUUGUGGACAUGCGUGAGUUCCGCAGUGAACUCCCCUCCUUGCUGCACCGCCGUGGACUGGACAUCGAACCCGUCACACUAGAAGUAGGUGACUACAUCCUGACCCCAGACACAUGCGUGGAGCGCAAGAGCGUCAGUGAUCUGAUUGGCUCUUUGCAGAGCGGUCGUCUCUACACCCAGUGUCUCUCCAUGACCCGCUACUACAGGAAGCCAGUGCUGCUCAUUGAGUUUGACCCAGCUAAGCCGUUUUCCUUAAUGGCCCGAUCAGAUUUUCGUCAUGAGAUAUCAUCUAAUGACAUUUCUUCAAAACUCACUUUGCUUACUUUGCAUUUCCCCCGGCUCCGUAUACUCUGGUGCCCCUCCCCACAUGCCACAGCUGAACUCUUCUUGGAACUGAAGCAGGGCCGCCCCGAACCUGAUGCUACAGCAGCUCAGGCGGUCACAGCUGAGUCAGAUGUGGUGGCUGAGUCAGCAGGCCUCUACAACCCCGGGCCCUAUGACUUCCUGUUAAAAAUGCCAGGAGUCAAUACAAAAAACUAUAGCGCUUUGAUAAGAAAUGCUGACAGCCUGGCAGAUUUAGCCAAACUCAGCCAGGACAAACUAUCAGAAAUACUCGGAAAUGCUCACAAUGCUAAGUUGCUGUAUGAAUUUCUGCAUAAUGUUGCAAAUGUUCCUGCUCCCAUGCAGAAGGCCAAACAGAAGCUAUAGGGAUAAAAGCAGGGAUUCUGAUUUAUCUGUAUGUAUAGAUUUUUUUCUUAACAUCAGGAUCAGCCCUGCGUUGUACAGCUGGAUGAAAAGGAGGGAAUUCACACCAUGGAUUUGUACAGUAUUAGUCUUUGUCUAAACAAAGUCUAAGUGGAAUGCGUAUAUAUUAAUGUGCAGAAUGAACUGAAAUAAUGUUGGGUUUUCUAUUGUAUUUUGGAAACUAUGCUGUUAAUGUGUGCAAGAUGUGGAACUUUUAUUAUAUUCUUGA
Toxotes jaculatrix (banded archerfish) is the source of this 3094-nucleotide messenger RNA. RefSeq names its product excision repair cross-complementation group 4 (gene ercc4). Gene Ontology annotation, molecular function: single-stranded DNA endonuclease activity; single-stranded DNA binding; damaged DNA binding. Gene Ontology annotation, cellular component: nucleotide-excision repair factor 1 complex. Lineage: Eukaryota; Metazoa; Chordata; Actinopteri; Toxotidae. The record is from RefSeq and is a predicted model, not a curated record. The coding region runs from base 124 to 2829 and encodes 901 amino acids. Gene Ontology annotation, biological process: resolution of meiotic recombination intermediates; nucleotide-excision repair involved in interstrand cross-link repair; double-strand break repair via homologous recombination. The transcript has 10 exons.